Molecule: messenger RNA, 459 nt
Organism: Arabis nemorensis
Lineage: Eukaryota; Viridiplantae; Streptophyta; Magnoliopsida; Brassicales; Brassicaceae
Source: the annotation of a GenBank genome assembly
AUGUCGACUCCAGCAAGGAAGAGGUUGAUGAGGGAUUUCAAGAGGUUGCAGCAAGACCCACCUGCGGGAAUAAGCGGUGCUCCUCAAGACAACAAUAUCAUGCUCUGGAAUGCUGUUAUAUUCGGGCCUGAUGACACGCCAUGGGACGGAGGUACUUUCAAACUGUCACUGCAGUUCUCUGAAGAUUAUCCAAAUAAACCACCAACAGUUCGUUUCGUGUCACGGAUGUUCCAUCCAAAUAUUUAUGCAGAUGGGAGUAUUUGCUUGGACAUUCUGCAAAACCAGUGGAGUCCAAUAUAUGAUGUUGCUGCUAUACUUACCUCCAUCCAGUCAUUGCUCUGUGACCCUAAUCCGAAUUCUCCUGCAAAUUCGGAAGCCGCUCGGAUGUACAGCGAAAGCAAGCGCGAGUACAACAGAAGAGUGCGUGAUGUUGUUGAGCAAAGCUGGACUGCUGAUUAG